AUGGAGCUGUCCCCCCGCAGCCAUCCCGAGAUGCUGGAGUCGGAUUGCCCGUCACCGCUGGAGCUGAAGUCAGCCCCCAGCAAGAAGAUGUGGAUUAAGCUUCGGUCUCUGUUGCGCUACAUGGUGAAGCAGCUGGAGAACGGGGAGGUAAACAUUGAGGAGCUGAAGAAAAACCUGGAGUACACAGCUUCUCUGCUGGAGGCUGUCUACAUAGACGAGACACGGCAAAUCUUGGACACGGAGGAUGAGCUGCAGGAGCUGCGGUCAGAUGCCGUGCCUUCGGAGGUACGAGACUGGCUGGCCUCCACCUUCACCCAGCAGGCCCGGGCCAAAGGCCGCCGUGCAGAGGAGAAGCCCAAGUUCCGGAGCAUCGUGCACGCGGUGCAGGCUGGGAUCUUCGUGGAACGGAUGUUCCGGAGAACGUAUACCUCUGUGGGCCCCACCUAUUCCACUGUGGUCCUCAACUGUCUCAAGAUUCCCACUGUGUUUUUGAUGACUUUCCUGGAGGCACUGGAGACAGGCUAUGGGAAGUACAAGAACCCUUACCACAACCAGAUCCAUGCAGCUGAUGUUACCCAGACAGUCCAUUGCUUCUUGCUCCGCACAGGGAUGGUGCAUUGCCUGUCGGAGAUUGAGGUCUUAGCCAUCAUCUUCGCUGCAGCCAUCCACGACUAUGAGCACACGGGCACUACCAACAGCUUCCACAUCCAGACCAAGUCGGAAUGUGCCAUCUUGUACAAUGAUCGCUCAGUGCUGGAGAAUCACCACAUCAGCUCUGUCUUCCGAAUGAUGCAGGAUGAUGAGAUGAACAUUUUCAUCAACCUCACCAAGGAUGAGUUUGUAGAGCUACGGGCCCUGGUCAUCGAGAUGGUGUUGGCCACGGACAUGUCCUGCCAUUUCCAGCAAGUGAAGUGCAUGAAGACAGCCUUGCAGCAGCUGGAGAGGAUUGACAAGUCCAAGGCCCUGUCUCUACUGCUCCAUGCUGCCGACAUCAGCCACCCAACCAAGCAGUGGUCGGUUCACAGCCGCUGGACCAAGGCCCUCAUGGAGGAGUUCUUCCGCCAGGGCGACAAGGAGGCAGAGCUGGGCCUGCCCUUUUCUCCCCUGUGUGAUCGUACUUCCACUCUGGUGGCACAGUCACAGAUCGGGUUCAUCGACUUCAUCGUGGAGCCCACCUUCUCUGUGCUGACUGAUGUGGCCGAGAAGAGUGUCCAGCCCCUGGUGGAUGAGGACUCCAAGUCUAAGAACCAGCCCAGUUUCCAGUGGCGCCAGCCUUCUCUGGAUGUGGAAGUGGGAGACCCCAACCCUGAUGUGGUCAGCUUCCGCUCUACCUGGAUCAAAUACAUUCAGGAGAACAAGCAGAAAUGGAAGGAACGGGCAGCAAGUGGCAUCACCAACCAGAUGUCCAUUGACGAACUGUCGCCUUGUGAGGAAGAGGCCCUGCCCUCCCCUGCCGAAGAUGAACACAACCAGAAUGGGAAUCUGGACUAG
Molecule: messenger RNA, 1491 nt
Organism: Odobenus rosmarus divergens (Pacific walrus)
Lineage: Eukaryota; Metazoa; Chordata; Mammalia; Carnivora; Odobenidae
Gene: PDE1B
Product: phosphodiesterase 1B, calmodulin-dependent
Exons: 13
Coding region: 1-1491 (496 amino acids)
Biological process (GO): signal transduction
Molecular function (GO): 3',5'-cyclic-nucleotide phosphodiesterase activity
Source: RefSeq, a predicted model, not a curated record